Messenger RNA from Lactuca virosa, 1527 nucleotides. The record is from the annotation of a GenBank genome assembly. NCBI's taxonomy places the organism in Eukaryota, Viridiplantae, Streptophyta, Magnoliopsida, Asterales, Asteraceae.
AUGCAUCUCCUCUCUCCCUCCAAUGCAUCUGUUCAAGCAAUGAAUGAUAACGACGAUGACGACGACACAAUAGCCGACCAUCUUCUUCUCCACAAUCCCACAUCAUACCUUCCACCUCUUUUUUCAUCUUGGAAUGACAAGUUACGUCCCAUUAAAGAAACCAUAGACAAGCUCCUCAACCUUAAAGUCAUCAAUGAAGGCAUCUCUGUCCCCACCAUUGUUGUUGUCGGGAAUCGUGACUCAGGGAAAUCUAGCCUUAUAGAGUCACUCAUCGGCAUAAGUUUGCCAUGUGCACAAGAAACCUGUACAAGGGUACCUCUAAUAAUAAAGCUUCAAAACCAUCCGUAUCCUGUCACAGAAUUCCUACUAAAGUAUAAGAAAAAGUCGGUUCGUAUCAUUAACGAAAUGCUAAUAUCCGAAGCCAUUAAUAACGCUACCAUGGAGGUUGUUGGGGAAGGUAAAAAGAUAGGAAAUGUUCCUUUAACGUUGUUGAUGAAGAAGAGAGAUAUUCCGGAUCUCACCAUAAUCGAUUUGCCCGGAAUACAUCGAGAUAAUUCGGAACAAACAAUGGGUAUUACUAUGGAGUUCGAAAUGCCCGAGGAUAAUAUUAUUUUAAAUGUUGCAUCUGCCACCAGUGAUCUCUCAAAUUGGAAACGAAGUAUGGACUACAAAGAAGAGAGGACGCUGGGUGUGGUUGCCAAAUGUGACCAAGUCCGAUAUGGUGAUGUCUUUGACGCUGUUGGGAUAAAUAAAUACAACAUUGAUCGCUACCGAUACAUCUAUGUUAGAAACAGAAUUAAUGAUGAAACCCACAAUAAAGCUAGAAUCGAAGAAUCCACACUCUUUGAACGUCUCCAUCGUGUGAAUGGGUUGCCCGAGAGUGAAAAGUCCAUGUUGGGUAUUCCCGCCUUGGCAAAUAAGCUUGUUCAGAUGCAAUUGGCAUUCAUAUUGAAAUGUCUUCCGGACAUUCUCAAGAAGAUCAAUGAGGGGCUCAACGCUUUGAAUUUGGAGCUCAACCAAUUACCCAACAAUCUCAUGAGUGUUCCCGAAGCUAUGGCUACUUUCAUGCAUGUUAUUGGGUCCUUGAAGGAAACUCUUCAAAAGAUGUUGAUACAAGGCGACUAUAAUGAGUAUGAGGACGAUAAACAAAUGCAUUUCAAUGCUCGGUUAGUUGAAAUGUUGGAUCGGUUUUCGAAAAAACUUCACUUGAGUGACAAAUUCUCUGAAAGUUUCCUUGUUGAGGAGGUAAAAGUUGUAGAGGAAAGUAAUGGGAUCUUUUCGUCUAAUUUCCCUCCUCAUUCAUGUUUGCUUAGGAAAAAAGUGAACAAUAUCUAUACUUUGCCACUUCUCGUCGUAAAAGAAGUAUGUGGUUAUCUUGAAACCGUUUGUGUUAGAGUCUUGAUUGAUCAUUACGUAAGUUAUCCAAAACUACUCUCCUCCAUGAGGAAAGCGACUCAUAACGUGAUGGAGAAAAUGAAGCUUGAGUUUUCACAUGGAGAUGGAGAAGACCACAGAUUAUACAUGUGA